AUGAGGUUCUUCUCCGCCGCCACCGCUCUUCUGGCGGCCGCGUCCACCGCCCAUGCCGCCUUCUUCAAGACCAUCGGCAUGGAAAUCGGCCCCCUCGACGACCACAUCGAGACCCUCAACAAGCGUGCCGAAGUCAACGGUACUUCCGGCUACGGCACCUUCGACCAGCUGAUCGACCACAACACCCCCGAGCUCGGCACCUUCAAGCAGCGCUUCUGGUACGGCUUCCAGUACUGGAAGGGACCCGGCUCGCCCAUCAUCCUCGUCAACCCCGGCGAGCAAGCCGCCGAUGGCUUCAACAAGUCUUACCUCACCGACCAGCGUCUGGCCGGCUGGAUGGCCAAGGACAUCGGCGCCGCCGUGGUGAUCAUGGAGCACAGAUACUGGGGCGAGUCCAGUCCGUACGACCAGUUGACAGUGAAGAAUCUGCAGUAUUUGACGCUGGAGAACUCGUUGAAGGAUAUCAACUACUUUGCCGAGCACAUUCAGCUGCCGUUUGACAAGACGAAUGGCAGCAAGCCUGCCAACGCGCCUUGGAUCUUCACCGGUGGUUCUUACUCGGGCGCCCUGGCCGGUUGGCUGGAGGCGCUGUAUCCCGGUACCUUCUGGGCGUAUCAUGGCACUUCUGGCGUUGUUGAAGCCGUUGGACCUUUUUGGACCUAUUUCGUCCCUGUCCAGGAAGCGACUCCGCAGAACUGCAGCAGGGAUCUGAGCGCUGUUAUUGACUAUGUCGACUCCGUACUGCUGUUUGGUACCCCCAAGGCCAAGCGCGAGCUCAAGACCAAGUUCAAGCUGCAGGAUUUGACUGAUGCCGAUUUUGCUUCCGCCAUUGGAAGCGGCCCCUGGAGCUGGCAAUCUAGCCAGUUCUACUCGGAAAAGAUCUCCGGCUACAACCCCUACUACCGCUUCUGCGACUACGUCGAAAACGUCUGGCCCAACUCGACCAACAAGGUUCCCGGUCCUCAGGGUGUUGGCAUUAAGAGGGCCCUCGACGGAUACGCCAAGUGGUUCGUCGAGGAGUCUCUUCCUGGCACCUGCGAGUCUAGUGGCUACGCUGGCUUCGAGGGCGAGGACAACGUUCUCUGCUUCCAGAACCAGAACGCCUCCAACCCCAUCUUCCACGACUUGUCGGUUGGCAACGCCUACAACCGCCAGUGGAACUGGUUCCUUUGCAAUGAGCCCUUCGAAUGGUGGCAAGACGGCGCCCCCCUCGGCCGCCCCUCCAUCGUCUCCCGCCUCGUCGACGCCGACUACUGGCGCAAGCAGUGCCCGCUCUGGUUCCCCACCGAGAAGGGCUCCGGCGCUUCCUACGGCAUCAAGCAGGGCAAGCGCGCCGAGGACGUCAACAAGUACACGGGCGGCUGGAAUCACACCAACGGCACGCGCAUAAUGCAGGCCAACGGCUCGCUCGACCCCUGGAGAGACGUCACCCUGUCGUCCAAGUUCCGGCCCGGUGGCCCCUUCAAGGGCAACAAGAACCACCAGGUUCGCGUCAUCGAGGGCGGUACUCACUGCUCCGACUUCUAUGGCCCCAACUGGAGCGCCAAUGAGGGCGUCAAGAAGAUUGCGGCGGACGAGGUCGCCCAGAUAGGACAGUGGGUGGCGGACUUUUACAAGGAGAAGGGCAUCACUAGGCCCCAGUAA
This is a messenger RNA of Neurospora tetraspora, 1644 nucleotides long. Its product is annotated as serine carboxypeptidase S28-domain-containing protein. Gene Ontology annotation, biological process: proteolysis. Lineage: Eukaryota; Fungi; Ascomycota; Sordariomycetes; Sordariales; Sordariaceae. The transcript has 3 exons. Gene Ontology annotation, molecular function: serine-type exopeptidase activity; dipeptidyl-peptidase activity. The record is from RefSeq and is a predicted model, not a curated record. The coding region runs from base 1 to 1644 and encodes 547 amino acids.